Molecule: messenger RNA, 594 nt
Organism: Egretta garzetta (little egret)
Lineage: Eukaryota; Metazoa; Chordata; Aves; Pelecaniformes; Ardeidae
Gene: IFT43
Product: intraflagellar transport 43
Exons: 10
Coding region: 1-594 (197 amino acids)
Biological process (GO): intraciliary retrograde transport
Cellular component (GO): cilium; intraciliary transport particle A
Source: RefSeq, a predicted model, not a curated record
AUGGAGGUACUAAAGAUGGGCCGUCGAGCCCGCCAGGACUUCUUCCCAGAUGAAAAUCUCCGCAGGAAGAAUUCCCCGUCUGCUUCUCUUGGAGAGGAUGAAGACCCUGAGGAAGAGGUUGACCAUGGUCCACCACCUAAACCCCCGCGCCGGCAAGGAGGCUGGGCAGAUGAUCCUGUACUGGCACCUACCAAGUCAGGAAGAAAGCAUGCGGAGGAAGUAGAAGACCAUCGUCUCAGACAGCAGAGCCUGGAGGCAUCAGAUGAUGGAGACAUUCCUGUGAUCCCUGACUUGGAGGAAGUCCAGGAAGAAGAUCUGGCCAUGCAAGUGGCAGCUCCCCCCAGUGUGCAGGUGAACAGAGUCCUGACCUACCAUGACCUGGACAAAGAUCUUAUGAAGUACGCUGCCUUUCAGACUCUGGAUGGAGAGGUUGACCUGAAGCUUCUCACCAAAGUUUUGGCUCCGGAGCAUGAACUACGAGAGGAUGAUGUCAGCUGGGAUUGGGACCAUCUCUUCACAGAGGUGUCCUCAGAACUAGUGACUGAGUGGGACCUGGGACAGUCUGAGAGGGAGGACCACCUCAGUCUGCCCUAG